GCACCAAGCGGCUCUCAGUUUACGAUAAACUCAAAAGGGAGACGCAUGUCGCUUUUCGUCUUGUUGUGACCGUGUGCAUGGUGUUAGUGGAAUAACAUAACAGCGAAUUGUUUUGUGCUGUGUUCAAUUAGUGUAGUGCAACGUCGGUGUAACCGGGGUUUCCAAAGUUGUUGUGAUGCAGUUGAGAAUAUACGUAUGGCUGUCUUGUGUAGCCCUCGCAGGAUAUGUUCGAGCGACAGAGGACGGUGCCGCCGGCGUCCAGCCGACGGAGGGAGCGAUCCACAUCCAGCACGACGGUCCUCUCGCAUCCGACAAGGACCUGUUCAUCGACGAUGACGGCUCCGGUCUAGAGAUCGACGAGAGCUCCGGAUCCGGAUCCGGCCCGGGACCCGGCGUCGACGACGAAGACGGGCGUGGCUCAGGUGACGUCCCAGACGUGCCUGAAGAUGACGAGGAUUACGCACGCCUACGCACUACCACAACGGAGGCUCCGAAACCCGAUACGGACGAUUAUCCGGACGCGCCGUUCUUUGCGGAAUCCGAGCCUCCGAUCCCACCACCAGUAGUGCAGCCGAUCGAUGUAGUCAGUCCACGGAUAUUGUCUGGCCCGAGCGAAGGCGACUUCGAGCCGCGCGGCGCGGGGGAGGACCAGCCCUCGCGCCCAGAUCCUGUGCAGAUCAAUAUCUCCGGAGAGACCGUUGACCAAAGCCAAGCAGGAUCCAACUUGGAGCCGGAGACGCGGCCGGCGGACAGCGGCGUGCUCAUCAUGGACACCGCACACGAGGACCGCGCCACCAGCUUCUUCGCGCAACCCGGCAUUCUAGCUGCCGUCAUCGGUGGAGCAGUAGUCGGCCUUCUAUGCGCGAUCCUAGUAGUAAUGUUCAUAGUGUAUCGCAUGAGGAAGAAGGACGAGGGCUCGUACGCGCUGGACGAGCCCAAGCGGAGCCCCGCAGCCGCCUCCUACGGGAAGGGUCACAACAACAGAGAAUUUUAUGCGUGAGACGACACAGAACAUCAAAUGCCACCCGUUUUUUAAAUGACAGAUAAAACAACAUGGCCGCCGUCCGCGCGCCAUUUUGACAUUUCAAAUUUUUGCAUCGACUGAUACGUUCCGAAUCACGUGCACCGAUUUACCCUGUGGCUGAUAUGUUCUGUAGUCGGUUUUCAAACGAAUACAAUUUUCAACAUAAUACCUGUACUGAUUGUACAUAUCUGUACAAACAAUGUACACUCAAAUGUUGUUAAUUAAACGAAAUAUUUAGGUAUGCGUUUGCAUAAAUUUUAAUAUCAUAAAAGACCAAACUUUUAAUAUCGCGAUGUCCGUCUCGAUAGAUUGUCUUCGUUCGAGAUUAAUAUAAGUGUUUGAGUGUAACACUAAGUUUGAAUCUGAAUGGGAGAUCUUGUAAUGUUGUCUGUAUAAAAUGAAUGUGCCAUUCGCUUCUUUUAAUUGUACAUUUGCCAAGUGUCGUAGUUUUUUCUUCAUAGACUAAAGUCUAUGGUCACGUCCAUAUCUCGUUUUUCUCUAUGUAAUAUAAAUCCUAAACUAACCUGUAUUUAGCUAAUUUAUAACAAAAUAUGCUUUAUAGGUUAUAUAAUAGUACUUUCAAAAAUCUUAUGAUUAACUGUCUUAUGUAUGUAAAAGUUUUACGAGGAACGAUUACCGCCAAUUUCAAAAGUUUUAAAAACAGCGCUUGUGUAAUAUUAAAUUCCUUUAGAAUAAAGUUGCACAAUGUGCAUCGACUUUUUACAAUUUUGAUAUAAUUGCUUGUUAUAAUAUAAUGUUUUGCGUAAUAAUAUUUGAUACAUAAAAUUUCUCUAUCGUUUGUAUGUUCCUUUAGUGUGUAGAGAAGUAAUCUUAUACCUUGAAUAUUAUAUAAUAUAAAUAAUAUAAGAUAUUUGGGGCUAAUUAUAAUUACUUGGUCUUUAAUGUUUUUGUCACUUAUUGUUUUUAUCCGUGGCUAUGACUUGGGUGGUUUUUUUAUAUUAAUUUUUCUCUAUUAUUGAUAUAAUACUUUUGUAAUAUAAUGGUUAAUUUAUUUGCUAACAAACAGGUUGUGCAAACCAGUCUUUUUUACAUUAUUUUAUGUGACUUGUGCCAUCUUUAGUAACUUACUCGCCAGUGGCUUCGUUUUGAUAUAUUUUUUGUAAUAAUUUCAGUAUGGUAACACAUUGACAGUUAAUUUAUUUUUAUUUAAAAUAAUUUUAAGCUGGGCAUUAUUUAUCGAAUUCAUACUAUAAGAUUAAAUUAUUACUACAAUUAAUGUUUAAUAUAUAAAACGAAGCACGUAUAAGCAUGGAUACUAUUCAAAGAUUGUAUUUAAGAAGUUCUAAAAUAGAUUUAUCAUAAUUGUUAAGCUAAAUUAAAAUACAAUUAUGUCGACAUUCCCAAAAUCAAUAGUAUGGUUCACAGGCUCACUUAGUGUAAGGUAAUGUAAAUUAUAAUUGUAAAUUCUUUUAAUUAAUAACUACUAAAUGAUGUAAUUUAAUAGUUGUAAUUUACCACCAAAUAAAGAGAUGCUACACUUUUUUAUAUAUUUUUCUUUGGAAUUGAAGUUACUUUAUCAUACAGGUACUAAACCUAUAUGGUAUAUUAAGUACUUUUUUAAUUAUUUUAUUAUAAAGCUUCACAUGUAUUUAGUUAAAUACUUAUCUGUGUAUCUACAUGCGUAUAUAAAAUAAAUGUUAUUGAUAAGCUGUAGAAGUCUUUAUAAAUUAAGAAAUUAAUUUAAUAAAACAGGCUUUUAAUAAUUACGCUCAUUUUAAAUCGACAGAAUUUGCAUUUAAAAUAUAUGUGAAGCUUUGAUUUUUUAUAUUCAUUUUGGAAUUUGUGUUAAUAUUUUAUUAACUUGAAAGGCAGCUGUUUAGUUAUUUAAUGUUCAAUAAUUCUUAAUGAUUCAAUACAAUAAGUGUUUACUGUAUUUCAAACUAAUAAAAAACAAUACAUAUUAUGCGAUAAGAUAAAAAAUAAAAAAUUAAUAGCAUUUUUAUAAAAAAUCUGGAAAAUAGUGUUUUUUAUCAAAACUAACACAAAAUCAAAUUGCUACAUAACAAAUAAAGAGUAAAUAACAUAUAGAAAUGUUUAUGACAGAACAAUAUUGGAGUAUCUUACAAACAUCAUGUUAUCUCGCUCUUUCCCCUUCCUUACAACUCUGUGCGAGCGAGACAGAUCAAUCGAAUAAUAUGUAUUGUAAAUGUCUUGUCUAUUAUCGACUAACUACGUUUUAAGCUAGGUUAGGGUAGACAUAAAUAUAUCGAUGUCCACCUUGUAAAUACGCUCCUUUACACUUAGGUAAAUACACAGGUCAAUAUAAUGAA
Messenger RNA from Colias croceus (clouded yellow), 3315 nucleotides. It is a transcript of the gene Sdc, whose product is annotated as syndecan. The transcript is spliced from 5 exons. Gene Ontology annotation, biological process: cell migration. Gene Ontology annotation, cellular component: membrane; cell surface. The coding region runs from base 176 to 1000 and encodes 274 amino acids. NCBI's taxonomy places the organism in Eukaryota, Metazoa, Arthropoda, Insecta, Lepidoptera, Pieridae. The record is from RefSeq and is a predicted model, not a curated record.